Molecule: messenger RNA, 2606 nt
Organism: Vespa crabro (European hornet)
Lineage: Eukaryota; Metazoa; Arthropoda; Insecta; Hymenoptera; Vespidae
Gene: Prdm13
Product: histone-lysine N-methyltransferase PRDM9
Exons: 4
Coding region: 1249-2508 (419 amino acids)
Cellular component (GO): nucleus
Source: RefSeq, a predicted model, not a curated record
UUAAUUUUUUAUCAUGAUUCUAUUAUUUUUAUUGUUAUUUACAAUGACCUUGUAUCUUUUCUUUUUUUCGGCAUUUCUACGACAUUCAUUAAUGCUUAUUAAACAAUCUUUUCCAUCAUAAAUCAAUUGCUGUCGGUUGUUGCAAUUAUUAAUUAAUACUUUUUGAAAUAGUAAGUAGAUGUCUUUCGCUGAUGGAAAAGAUAUAGGUAUUACGGGUUUAUAGUGUUCAGCGUCACGCAACCGCGAGCACGAAUAUAAGAUCUGCGCAGGUAUAAACCUAAAACUUUGUUCCAGAUUAUCGCAUUUUCACAAAACUUAAAACGUAUUAAAUAACUUAUUUAAAAUACAUGAAUUGUUGAAACAAAUGAAAUUGUUUAUAUUAUACAUAAAUUGUUAUAAUUACACAGUUAAAUAUUUUAUAUGAACAUAUGAUUUUGACAAACAUAUUUUGAAGAAUUUUUAAAAAAUGUCUGCAUCUUUUAACAAGUGCGUUCGUCGUUACAACAUUUCAACAAAGAAUUGUUUAUUUGAAAGUUUAAUUUCUUUAUCAAUUUUAUCGAUAAAAUUUUGUUUAUAAUUAUACCAAAUAAUUUUUUCUUAGUAUUUAAAAAAAUAAAAUAAAAAUGUUUUGUGAAGUGUCAAAAUCUUGCUACACAAUUUUCGUUUUUGCAUUAAAAUAAUAAAUAAAUAUAUUUAAAUAAUAUACAUGGAUGAGAGUGGGAGUUAAGAAUUUGCAAGAAGUACCAUUACACCUUGCACUAAUACAAAAGCGAACCAACCCCAGCGAAUAGCUUACUUCACCCCCCACCAUUCUGUAACACUAUUGGACUAUAAUUCGAGAUAUGCGAUAGGAAGAGGGUGUCUCCUCCCUCUAGGGCGUUUAAAUACAAUUAGACAUAUACUCAUAGGAAAAACUAGUGGGGGGCAAAUUAACAAUCCGGACAUUUAAAGGCCGUGCGUAACUCGGUUGAUAGUUAGUAGACAUUUUCACUUCAUUUGGUGGUUACCAAGAUCUAUAGAAUUCUAAGUAUUUUUCAUUGUUAAAUCACAACAAUUUUGAGUCAGAGUUCUUAGUGGCGAAAAAUAUUAGAACGUUUUUGUGAAUCUUUUACUACGGUCUUGGAUCGCAAUUCUUAGUGCUUGAAGCCAAUAGAAUUAUCAAUUAAUUUCCGAAAGUAUUCGACAUCAACUUAGGUCGAAUAUUACAAAGUUUGAAUUGUUUUUAAAUAAUACUUAAUUUAUAAAACGAUGUAUCCCCCAAUGGUAUCAGACAACUCAAUGAUGAAUCUGGAGAAAUUCGGAGUAUCGAGUUCAUUACAAAAUCGUCUCCCAAUCGUCAGAGCAGUUACUUUUUUGAGGAAAAAUGCUAUGACCGAGAUUAUCGAGUUAAAUAAGUUUCCUGAAAAAUGUACAUCGAUAAUAAAAUAUGUUGAAAUUGCCGAAUCGGAAGGACGACUAUACAGUUUAGACAGGCACAUUGACGCCUCUUCUUGGCUCAAAAUAGUAAGUCUUGCGACGGAUUGCCACACCAAUAAUAUAUUACUAAUGCCCAGCGAAAAGGGGGUAGUAAUAAAAACGAUCAGAGAUAUCGCUCCAGGUGAACUACUAUUCUUGUGGUUCUCAGAAAAUCUUUUACUCGUAUUAAAUAUACCAUUUUUAAAUCCGCGUAAUAUUCAAGGACAAGAUCGAUAUAUUUGCCACAUAUGCCAUACCGUUUUCGAAUACCCAAAUCCUCUAAAACUUCACGUAUCCUUAGAUUGUGACCGGUUAGACCUUAAUUAUUUGUGGAAUCUUCUAUCGAGGAAAAUUUCUUCGUUAUCAAAUUUAUGUCCUCCAGCACCUUUCCGAUUUCAAUUAACCGCUCCCACGGCUAUAAUUUCGCCAAUUCUCAUCGAGCCUCCAAAUUCCCAUAGAUCCUUAAAUCCAUCACCUACGUCAUCUAAUCAGUUCUCUCCUUCAUCUUCGAAUCAACCUUCUCCUGGACAAAUUUCACCACACUUGUUGGCCUCGAUAUAUUCUAUCAGGCACAAUUUGUUAAAUCGACCAUCGGCAUUUAAACCAUACACAUAUAUGAAUGGACCCGACGUUUUAUCCGAUCUUUGUCCACCAACCGCGAGUAAUGAGAGACAGCCCGUAUUAGAAAGACAAUCGACUGCUCAUGCCGCAGAGAUUGAAACUAUUGCCAGUAACCUUGGAAAAUCUAAAGAAGGUCAUCUUUGUAUAUAUUGUGGAAAGAUGUAUUCCAGGAAAUAUGGGUUGAAAAUUCAUAUCAGAACUCAUACCGGAUAUAAGCCAUUGUUCUGCAAAUAUUGUCAUCGACCAUUCGGAGAUCCGAGUAAUUUGAAUAAACAUAUGAGACUACAUGCUGAUGCCGAAUCACCAUACAAAUGCGAAAUUUGCGGUAAAAUUUUAGUAAGAAGAAGAGAUUUAGAAAGGCAUAUAAAGUCGAAACAUCAAAAUAACAUUGAUACAACUUCUGAAACUUCUGACGACGAAUUGGAUGAUUAAACGAAACUUUCCAUCGGUAAGUUUUUCGUUAAUUCGUGAUAUUUUCUGCGAUUAUACACUGUUUAUUUAUUAUUCUUUAGUAAUUUUUAAAAUCACUA